Molecule: messenger RNA, 465 nt
Organism: Mucor velutinosus
Lineage: Eukaryota; Fungi; Mucoromycota; Mucoromycetes; Mucorales; Mucoraceae
Exons: 3
Coding region: 1-465 (154 amino acids)
Source: RefSeq, a predicted model, not a curated record
AUGGCCAAGGAAUUUUCCAACUCCAAAUUUCAUGGUAUUGAUAUUACCCCUCAAGCAUUUCCUGAGGGUGUCAAGCCUGAUAAUUGCGAGUUUCAGGUAGCAAACAUUGCUGAGCAUAUACCCUAUCCCGACAGCACUUUUGAUUGUAUUCACCAAAGACUUCUUGUUAUGGGAUUGACACACAAGAGCUGGGAUAAUACUCCCAAAGAAAUGUUUCGCGUAUUGAAGCCUGGAGGAUAUAUUGAGCUACAUGAGUGCCACUACCUUGUAGUCACUGACAUGCUCAAAUCUCACCAAAUUCCUGCCAGCAUUGCCUUGGGGCUGGAUGACCGUGUCUCUAAUGCCGGCUUUGACGUCGAACGAAUCAUAAUAACACCCAUGCCAAUCAAUCAUAAAGGCAAGGCAGGAGAAUUACUCUGGCAAGCGCUUAAAUUCUGCGUUGAUACCAGACUACUCAUCCAUUGA